GUGAUCCUUCCACCGGUGUGUGGUGCGGUUGUGUUGUGUAUCUGUUGUAGAUGCAGAUCACGUUGUGCUGUGCUGCUGUGUCCGGACCAAUUAGAUCGCCCAGCCCAGCCGAGCCAGCCAGUGGAUCAGCGGGAGGCGCGUCAUGAUAAUCGUGACGUCUAGCGUUACCGACAGCACCUUCCAGCCUUAAAAGGGAGGCCCACGAGAACACGCCUUGUUCCGGUUAGUCGGGCCCUUUUUCGGAACCGGGAAUCGAGCGAGAGAGCGAAAAACCGCGCGACAGAUAAUUAAUGAACAUUGAGUCGCCGGAAUUGCGGAGUCGCAGUCGCAGUCGCGUGUCCUGCUGAGUCGUCGUGCGGAUCGGAUCGCGCGCUCACGUCACGUCUUGCGCUGAAGGAGCCCCCGACGCUAAAUGAAACAGGAUGCUGUGGGCAUCGGCGCUACUUUUUGCCUUCGUUUUGCGGAUAGAGGCCCAAGCUGAGCAGUCGGCGGUUGCGAUCACCAACGGUGGUAGUAAUCAGACGCAGACCGAUGAUCAACAGCAACAGCAGCAACAGUCCGGAUAUCGUUCCGCACCGAUCCUGCCAACAAUCGUUCCACCAGAGCAGAUCUUUCAUCCGGAUCCCUAUCCCCAUGGUGUAGUGCGCUAUCAGCACCUGAUAAAUAACUCACCGAGCAGCAAUUACUUCGUGUACUACACCGAUAAUGUUGUGGAUCAACCAAAGCAGCAGCAGCAGCAGCAGCAGCAGCAACAACAGCAGCAGCCACAAUACAUCACGGGGUAUGGUUUCGGUAGUGCUGAUCCGACGUCAGGGCAGGUCAUCUACAACCAGAAUCCGAUCCCGAUCCAGCUGGUGACACUGGUGCAACCAUCGAUCGGAAGUGACCGGUCGAACGAACGCGAGCAGAUCGAUUCAAAGCAAGAAGCGACCGAAGAGAUCGUUGAUGCGCGAGUAGACGUGAAUGAGGCCGGCAUUCGUAAGCUGGUAUCAAGCACCCAAAACUUGGUCAGCAACGAAGAUGUGGUGGACAUUAACAAUGCACAGGAAGGUAACAGCACGGAACCAUUGACUACUAGCACCACAAAGUCCGAGGACAGUGAAUCCAGCGAAAGUCAACGCGUUCAGACCAAUGCCGGCAGUGUCGGAAGCUUCGAGGAACCGAUCGUUGUCGAAGAGAGUGAUACGGAGGAAGCAGCUUCGAGUCCACGGGGUCAACGAUCCGGCAGUGGUGUGUUGGAUCGUUCGAAGCAGAUCAAUGUGGAGAUUUUGGGCGAAUCCGAGGAUCACAAUCAUGGACAGUUUCUCAAGGAGACGACAAUCCUCGCCAGCAAACCGGCAGAACCGUGCGAUGAGGAUGGUAAGGAGCAGGACGGUCUGUUGAUCACCAAACAAGAAGUGACCACCGUUAAACCGGUCACGGUAACGCGUGUCCGUGGAUCGACCGCUGCUGCUCGCUUAAGCACACGGUACAAGGUGACGAAUGGUGUUUCCUCUACAACGGCACGGUACCAGCAACCGACGACGACCGUCACUGUCACGGAGAAGCCACUGUCCUCUCGGUACACGGCACCAAUCCAUACCGUACACCGGCCAGCGAAUGCUGCUAAGUUAAACCGACCUUCGGUGGAUGAUUGUGUGGAUGAUGCAGUAGUUCCGGCACCCCGUGAGCACACGAUAGUGGAGGUACAGAAGAGUCUCAACAUUAAGAACAUUCUCGUGGGCCAGGAGCAACCGGUAGCGGCCAACCUGCGACAGUACGGUGCCAGGACUAAGAUCAUCCAGCAGCCGGUGUACGUGGAGAAACCCGUCGAACGGAUUGUGAAGCAACCCGUCUACAUCGAGAAACCGGUCGAAAGGAUCGUACACCAGCCGGUGUACGUGGAGAAACCGGUACCGGUGCCGGUGGAGCGCAUCGUGGAGAAACCGGUCCACCAUACGCACUACGUCGAUCGGCCGGUUCCGGUGGAGAAGAAGGUAACGAUACACGUGCCGGUGGAGAAGAUCGUCGAGAAGCCGGUGCAUGUGGAGAAGAUUGUCACGAAAGAGGUGAAGGUACCGUACCCGGUGGCACAGCUGGUCGAUAGACCGGUGCCGGUGGAGAAGAUAGUCGAGAAGCAGGUACCGGUGGAGGUACCACGUUACAUCGAUCGGCCCUACCCGGUGGAAAAGAUCGUCGAUCGUCCCUACCCGGUGGAGGUACCGGUGGAGAAGAUCGUCGAGAAGAUUGUCGAUCGACCGGUGGAGGUGGAGCGGAUUGUAGAGAAGCACGUCCAGGUGCCGGUUCCCGUUGCGGUGGAGAAGGUGGUCGAGAAGAUUGUCGAUCGUCCUGUACCCUAUCCGGUGGAAAAGAUUGUCGAUCGUCCCUAUCCGGUGGAGAAAAUCGUUGAAAAGAUCGUCGAUCGGCCGUACCCGGUGCAGGUUCCUGUCGAGGUGCCAGUGCAGGUACCGGUGCACUAUCCCGUUGAGGUUCCCGUCGGUAUUCCGAUACCGUAUCCGGUGGAGAAGUACAUAGCACUGCCCAUCCAUGAGCCGAAACCAACGCACUCCAUCAUCAAAACUGUGCAUCAUGAACACUUUGACUUUGGAAAGUUCUUCGCCCAAAAGAAGAAGCAUUUCAUGGACCAUUUCUUCCCCAAGUCACACCAUCAUCCGAAGGUAUCGAUACUGGAAGUACCGGGAAAGCAUCUGUACGUUCCGAACCAUCACUAUCCAAAGAAUGAUCUACAUUUCGGAGCAUCUGUGCCGAGCCCCGUGCUGGUGGAUGGAAAUCAUUUGAAUCUACAUUACCAUGCUCUACCGGACCCGAAACCAAUCUACGGUGUUCCAUACGUCGCUACGGAUGCCCACGGUGGUAACUUUGGCUUUCCCCACCACCAACCAACGGUAGUGCGAGACGAUUACGUGGGACCGACGCCACUGCUCGAGGAUCACUGGGCCGUCAAGAGCGACGUAAAGUUCCGGCGCAGUCCGAACUAUGGCAAGAGUAUACGGAUCGAGUACGGCGGGUUUAAGCCACCACUAGUGCCAUCGGUGGAAAUAGACGAGCACGGGGUGCCGUUGAACAAGGAGAGCAAUAAAUGAUAAGAUUUUUAAACGUCGGAUAGGAGCAUCUUAUCUUAUAAUCGGUUGAGCAGUAGGUUAUGCGACGAGAUAGUGCGCUAGAGGGGAGGGAGCAAUGUUUUCUGUUUUCUGCGAACAUGUUUUUCAUUAGACUGGAUC
Molecule: messenger RNA, 3221 nt
Organism: Anopheles darlingi
Lineage: Eukaryota; Metazoa; Arthropoda; Insecta; Diptera; Culicidae
Exons: 5
Coding region: 423-3083 (886 amino acids)
Source: RefSeq, a predicted model, not a curated record